AUGAUUUGUACAUCAUAUAAAAAUACACAGAGAAAAUCGGAUAUAGAAAGAACAAAGUGGUAUAAUACAUUACUCCUAUAUGCAUUAAAUAAUAAAGAAACAGAGGAGUCACUUAAAAGAGAUCCAGAUGUUAGACUAGUGCCAUUUACAGUGGAAAAAAUUGUUAUACCUAGAUUAACAUCUAUAGUAGAGAGAAUAUGGGAUCCAAUGUCUACAUCACAAACUUUGCGACUUGUAGGCACAGUAAAUCGUCUUAUUAGAGAAUAUCCAAAUUUAAAUGAGUCAAGCAAACCACUAGAAACAUUAUUUAAUGCUAUAUUGGACAAAAUUAAAUCAGCAGUUGAAAACGAUGUUUUUAUACCAAUUUUUCCAAAGCAAGUUUUGGAUACCAAGCAUCAAUUUUUUCAAAGACAAUUUGCAAUGGCUGUGAAGCUUUUAAGAAAUCUAUUAAGCUGGCAGGGUCUUCUUGGAGACACACAAUUAAAAAAUUUAGCUCUUGGUUCAUUAUUAAAUCGAUAUCUUUUGGCAGGUUUAAGAGUGUCUGUUCCAAAUGAUGCUUUAUUUAAAGCAAAUAUGGUAAUGAGUACACUUCCUCGUGCAUGGUUGCAAGGUGAAACAAUAGAGCAUCUGAGAAUGUUUGCUACGCUCAUUCAACAACUCAGUGAACAAUUAGAUCAAGCAAAUCCAGCACAUAACGAAGCCUGGGAAUAUUCGAAGUCCAUCCUGAAAAUAAUCAAACCUUUGUAAUGUAUUAAUUAUAUAUGCAUUUCUU
Molecule: messenger RNA, 772 nt
Organism: Eufriesea mexicana
Lineage: Eukaryota; Metazoa; Arthropoda; Insecta; Hymenoptera; Apidae
Product: PAX3- and PAX7-binding protein 1-like
Exons: 6
Coding region: 1-747 (248 amino acids)
Biological process (GO): mRNA splicing, via spliceosome
Cellular component (GO): nucleus
Molecular function (GO): DNA binding
Source: RefSeq, a predicted model, not a curated record